Messenger RNA from Periophthalmus magnuspinnatus, 2975 nucleotides. Its product is annotated as major histocompatibility complex class I-related gene protein-like. The coding region runs from base 16 to 738 and encodes 240 amino acids. The transcript is spliced from 5 exons. Gene Ontology annotation, biological process: immune response. The record is from RefSeq and is a predicted model, not a curated record. Lineage: Eukaryota; Metazoa; Chordata; Actinopteri; Gobiiformes; Gobiidae. Gene Ontology annotation, cellular component: external side of plasma membrane.
AACAUGUGUCUGUGAAUGGGACAAACUGGAAAGGUUAAUGGGUUCAAUCAGUUUGGUUACAAUGGAGAGGACGACAUCGUCUUUAAUCUGGAAACUGAAACAUGGAUCGCCCCAAAACACCAAGCCAUGAUCACAAAAAUGAAAUGGGACAGAGACGAGGCAAAAAUUCAAAAGGAUAAAAUGUAUUUGACUGGUGUGUGUGUUGACUGGUUAAAGAAGUAUCUUGAAUUUGGAAAAGAGCCCCUGAUGAGAACAGAGCUCCCCACUAUGUCCCUCCUGCAGAAGUCGUCCUCGUCCCCGGUCACCUGCCACGCCUCAGGUUUCUACCCCAACAGAGCCAUGCUGUUCUGGACUAAAGAUGGACACGAGCUCUAUGAGGGCGUGGACCCCGGGGAGAUCCUACCCAACCACGACGGGACCUUCCAGAAGAGUGUGGAGCUGGACGUGUCCUCUGUCCCAUCUGGAGACUGGGGCAGGUACCACUGUGUGUUCCAGCUGUCUGGAGUCAAAGAGGACGUCCUCACACAACUGGACAAAGACAGCAUCAGGACCAACGAGAGGAAAAUGCACAUGUCUCCCAUCAGUAUAACUGUCUGCAUAAUCCCUGCACUCGUGGUCUCUGUUGCUCUGCUGUGCGCUGUUGUCCUCUUCCUCAAAAUCAAGAACUAUGGGACAGAGGCAAAAUCUCCACUAUAUCCUCCAUCUUACUCUGAGGUUGAAUCUCAUCCUAAAGCCUGAAUAAGCAACACACAUUUUGCACUAACACUUUACAGUCCUGGUUUUAGCCCAGUUUAGUCCUAAAGUAGACUUGGUUUGGUCCUGUUCAGGUCCUGAUUUAGUCUAGUUCUGGUUUAAGUUCAGGGUUUAGUCCCAGUUUAGGGCUGCAACAAUUAAUCAGAAUAAUCAUAAAUGACUUCUUAAAAUCAUGGACUAGUUUAAUAAUCGUUAAUAUUUUUCUGGAGCAUAAACAGACAUGUACCAGGAAAACAUUUGAUCACAAAGGAAACAGCACCAUUAUUAAAUCAAAAUGAGACGGGAAGAAAGUUUAUUUUGAGAUAUUGUGGCUUGUCGACUACUAAAAUAAUAGUUGCAGCUCUACAGUUUUGAACGUUGCAGUGUGAAGCGUUAGUGGUUAAACAGAGUGGAACAUCUUAUCUGCUGCAGCGCGGGUUUGAGUCUCCAUCGUUUGGCCAAAAGUCUCUACCACUGUAUUCUCGGAUACUCUGUUGUGUCAAUAAGCCCUAAAAUGGUCCAGAAAUAAUAAAAAACACACAUGGAGAACUUAGUUACAGCUUAAUAAUGUCAUUGUAUCUUUUUAAGUUAAGACGACUGUAGUGGACACUUCUUAAGCUUUAAUAAAAUAUAUUUAAUAGCUUUAAACAAAAUAAUCUUUACUUCUUCUGGGUAUAUGGCUCUCACAUUCAUAAAACAGGAUGAUUUUUACUGGACAGUUAGAAACCACAGUGUUGUAACAGCUUGUUUGUGAAAUAAUAAUAAAUAGAUGAAAAUAGACAGUGAGCGGUGCCACAAACAGGGACAGUGAUGUAGUGAUUGUCAGUGUUUGCAUGUUCUCCCUGUGUCUGGGUGAUGUCCUUUGAGUACUCUGCUUUACCUUAUCAACCUGAACAUACACAAUAGACCCCUCCUCCAGCUAAAGUCGUCCUGACCGAGCCUAAGUCGAGAUGUGGAGAUGGUCCCUGGUUGUGCCCUGUGGCCCCUGCUCCUGACAGCAGCAUUGAAGCAGCAUUGACCUGAGUGGACAGGGACACUCAAGUAUAUCUUAAACUUAACUUGGCCUUGUUUUUCUCACAUUGGUCGAGUGCUUUAUAACAUCAAGUUGUAGUUUUAUGCUGAAUUCCCAUCAUUAGUUCAUCAUAUCCACUUUGACAUAUUGGGGGUCGUGUUUAGUGAAACUUCAUUUUGUAACUGUGCAGUGUAUGAAACGUAAGACCUCAAGUGCUCUCAUUGUGUUUCCCUGCAUGAAUAAAGAUAAAGAAAGAAGAAAGAAAGGCUUUUUAGUAGUGAACUCCAUCGAGACGUAUAUAAAAACCACUCAGCACAUUUUAGACGCUCUUGCACUUUUCACUCAUUCUGUUUUUGCUCUUGUUUGUGAGUUUUAUGCAGUGGAACAAAUAUAUUUAUAAGAGAUCAACCAAUAUGUUUUUGUUCAUGGUCGAUGCCGAUUGUUUAGAGUCAGAGUCUGCCCAUAUUUUGGAUUAUUUUGCCCAGUUUAUAUCAUUUAACUUGACUACAAACCCCCACAGUCCUGUUUUACUGCACACUGGAGUACAGAGCUGUGUAGUCAUGUUUUGUGCACUUGUCUUUUCGCUCUGUUCACAUAAGAAUAUUCACGUUCUUUAUGCGUCUGGUCGACUCAAACGGAAUAUCGGCCUCUGCUGGAGAUUUAAGGCCGAUAGGUGAUAGGUUAAAAACUGCAAAUAUCGGCACAUCGAUCUAUCUCAAAUAUUGAUCCAAAUGUAGAUGAACAUUUAUUGGUGUUUAUUUUAAAAAGUGAAUAUUGUUGCUUUGAUGUGAAGUUUCCAGUUACUGCCUUUGUGUCCUACGUCCAUGUAAUGCUGCGUAUAAAUAAACUAGUUAAAUCUGUAGUUGUGAUGAUAUUUUUGGAGUAUUUUGUUUUGUGUAAGUGAUAAACAGCAGCACUGAUCAUCCUCCUUCAAUAAUAACACUGUAUUGGUUUUCACUGGAGGAGACCUGUCUUUUGUCUUUCAAUCCACUUUUUAUGUAGGAAAUACGACAAUUUAUAAACAGUUUCCAAAGUGUCCUUCUACUGAAACACAGUUAACAUCAUUAUAUUUAAGAUUUUACAUGUACAUUACAUUUUUUACCCCCAGUUUGGCCAUUUUUUAGUUUUAACAUUGUACUUCCUGGUUGGAGAUCAUGACAUCACACUAGGAAGUUUCAUAACUGUUACCUAGCAACCAUGUGGUAUAUGGUCCAGAACUCUUCUAAUGUAC